Closterium sp. Naga37s-1 is the source of this 813-nucleotide messenger RNA. The record is from the annotation of a GenBank genome assembly. Lineage: Eukaryota; Viridiplantae; Streptophyta; Zygnematophyceae; Desmidiales; Closteriaceae.
AUGGGGAGGAUAACAGGGCCGCCGGCGCAGACAAAGGCUGCUGCUGUGACGAAGAAGAAGCCAGCGACGGCAACGGUCGAGGCGGCAGGGGCUGCGUCGAUGGUUGCGAGUGAGGCGCCAGUGGCACCUGCGACCGUGGGGCCUGAACCAAGGAUCGCGCCGACUGCAGGGCAAGCGACGGAGAUGGCCAGGGAGGGCGGCGGCGGCGGAAGGAUUGACCCUUGGCCCUUAGAUGCGGAUGAGUCCGCCCGCGGGGAGACCGAUAAAUCGGCUCACGAGGCGCAGACGAACCGACGCGUGCCUGAGAGGAGCCGCCGCCAGAAGCCGCGGCCGCAACAACAUCAGCGGCGGCUCGGAGAAGGGCUGGCACCCGCCCGACCUGGGCCCCUUGUGGGUUGGACGCAUCAGGCAGAUCCGCCCCAUGCAGUCGCCGAGGUGGAGGGCGGCGCCGACCAGUCAUCACCGCUGGAGAUCGCGGAAGAAGAGGCGGAGGCGCAAGAGGAGAGGGAGAGCGCCGCCGAAGAUGCAGAGGAGAGGAGGGCCGAGGCGAGACGCGGUCGCCACCAAGGGGGAACGAACCGGCAGCAGGCCCUGCGGGAGCAGGCCAACCGGAGAGCUGAAGGUCGACCGCCGGAAACCGUGGCGCCUGGGGCGGCAGUGCGAGGAGCGCGAGGGAGGGGCCGAGGCAGGGGAGGAGGCCUGGGAAACUUGCUACUGCCUCACGAUUCCCCUGCUGCGGCUUUCCAAGAACCCGACCUGCCAAGGAGCCUGGCGAAUGUUGCUAUUCCUGCCCCGACUCACACUGAGAGCUAA